AUGGAUGGUGGCGGCGUCAUGAUAGCUGUUUUACGCGACAUACCAUCAGUGCGUAUUAAAGAGUGGAAAAGCUCAUGCGAAGAUCUUUGGUGUCCGAGAUUUUGUUCAACCCCUUUCAAAAUGCUGAAUUUACGAACUGUUUUUUUGGUGGGAGCUGCAUUUAUUGUGACUUGGGCCUUGUGCAUGGCUGAAAGCCAGCCAGUCGCACCAUCAUCAUCUCCAUCUCCAACAGCAGAGCGGGCGGCAGUCCAGGGCAGCUUCUGGCAGGGUUUCCUGGCGGCCCUCUCCGUGGUGAUAGUCUCCGAGCUCGGUGACAAAACGUUCUUCAUCGCGGCCAUAAUGGCGAUGAAGCAUCCCAGGGUGAUCGUGUUCACGGGUGCCAUAUCGGCGCUGGUCUUCAUGACGAUACUGUCCGCCGCCUUCGGCUGGGUGGCGACCGUCAUACCCAGGGUGUACACGCACUACAUCAGCGCCGCGCUGUUCGCGAUCUUCGGUCUGAAGAUGCUGAGGGACGGCUGGAAGAUGGACCCCAACGAGGGCCAAGAGGAGCUGGAGGAGGUCCAGAGCGAGCUGAAGCGGCGGGAGGACCAGGACGAGAAAGAAGAGACCUUAGAUAUGUUAGAGCAGGGCCAAGCAGAGAAUAGGAGGAGGAAACGGAACGCGGUCAUAAAGGUGCUUUUGCAAGCGGCGUCGCUGACUUUCCUAGCGGAGUGGGGCGACAGGUCGCAGUUGGCGACUGUGGUGCUAGCUACCAGGGAAGAUGCCGUUGGAGUGGUAGUGGGGGGAUCAUUGGGCCACGCUCUAUGCACGGGCCUAGCUGUGAUCGGUGGCAGAAUGGUCGCCCAGAAAAUCUCAGUACGGACUGUAACAAUAAUCGGUGGCAUCGUGUUCCUAUUCUUCGCAGUGAGCGCGUUAGUCAUCGGCCCCGGUGAA
Messenger RNA from Iphiclides podalirius (scarce swallowtail), 933 nucleotides. Lineage: Eukaryota; Metazoa; Arthropoda; Insecta; Lepidoptera; Papilionidae. The record is from the annotation of a GenBank genome assembly.